CGAUCUAAGCAAGCUUGGCUGUCAGUUCAACCCGGGCAACCGGUUGGAGUGCAAUCGUGUUAGGUAGAUUUGUGUCGGACGCGCUCUGCCGGCUUUUACUGGCAACCAAUCAACGAUAAACUAAUGUAACGAGAAGAAAUCAACGUGAUGGAAAGACAAGCACGCACAGGAGUAUCUUGCUGUCUGAAAUUGUUGAAGUUAGUUCAUACGGAACAUGUGUUUAUAACGUGUAUUGUACGUGACGUGACAAACACGCAAACCACAGCGGUUUCAACAAACUGGUGCUCAGCUGAGAAAGAUCGCGAUGGAACGUCAUCACCAGAAUCCGCUCUAUCCGUCGAAUUCAGGCUAUCCUUUUCUCCGAAAUAUCGACGCGGCUCAUCUCAACGCGUCUCACUUGUCUCCGAUGCGUUCUCAGCCGCAGGAUAUGACAGCCGCUCAAUCACCCGCGUCGCAAGAGGAACAUGUGAAACGACCAAUGAACGCUUUUAUGGUGUGGUCUCGUAUGGAGCGAAAAAAACUCUCCACAAACAAUCCGAAGAUGCACAAUUCCGAGAUCUCGAAGAUACUGGGCAAAAGGUGGAAGGAACUUACGGACGACGACAAAAAGCCAUUCAUCGACGAGUCCAAACGAUUACGGAAUCAACACAUGGAGCAGUAUCCGAACUACAAGUAUCGGCCCCGAAGAAAACCCAAGGGACUGAAAGAUCCGUCGAGGCGCGUAAAUUCGGGACCCUUUCCCGGCUUCUCGUUGCCGCCUUAUUUCGCCUCGACCGGCGUCUCUCAUCAUCAUCAUCAUCCACACCAUUUGAACGCUUAUCCGCGUUUACCGUAUUCUUUCGCGAGCGGUUUAGAAGCCGUCCAUUUCAACAAAUUGGUCGCCGCGAACUCUACCGCCGGAAUAGUACCACCUUGCACCACGGCGUCCAAUGACAAUAACAACAACGCGGCCAGCGCGGUCGUCAAUGGAUUCUAUUCAAAUUUCUACCUUCCGACCCCACCGGCGGUAAGUAAUCCAUCGACGACGCCGCAUCUGAGUCCGCUCUUCUCGACUAGUCAUCAUCCGAUAGGAACCACCGGAUCCCAUUCCCAAUUGAUGUUUCCCGCGACAUCCGGAUCUGCAUCCGGAAACAACAAUAUUUCUGACACCGGUUCUUCGCCGUCGUUCUUGCCACCUGUGACAUCCAUGUUAGAUUGCGAUCAGUUUCACAGACCUGAUCCUUCGUUGAGAUGAUAAACAACAGAAUUGUUUAAAAUUAUUUGAAGAGUCUGAGAGUUUUAGCGGUAGAAAAAAUUUAAUGGAACGCUCGAAAUGUACAUAUAGUGUAUAUAAUUUAGAAAAGUUUUUCGGGAAAAAGAGAGGGAGAGAGAGAGAAAAGAAGGAAAAAAGAAAUGAAAGUAAUAAAAGGAAAUAAAAUUGAUAAAAUGAUUUUUGUGACCAAUCGCUUCGCUGGCUUGUUGAUCGUCCUUGGUGGUCUUUUGCGAGAAUGGCUGUUGGCAAGGCCGUCUCGCUGUCAACGACGCGGAUAAUUGAAUUAGCAUAUUAAUGCAGCAGAACAAUGGAGUCGUUUAGGUCCGGAUUCGUUUUGUCUCGUCCAAUGGGUUUUAUUGUAGCGCGGUACUCGCGAAUGAAUAGCCACAUUCUAACCCUCCCAGAUUCUUCAUUUUGUUUCCAAAUAAUGUUUCCUAAUUGCGGAUGCACUUUUAAAAUAACCUAAACUUACGCAUACCUUGGUGUAAAGAUUAUAAUGUUACAGCGAGAGACAAAUACAUCUGAACAAGAAAAUUAAGUGAAUAUAAAUUUAUCUAUAAAUUAUAUAUACACAGUCAAAGCUUUAAAAACUAAUUUAAAU
Messenger RNA from Pseudomyrmex gracilis, 1853 nucleotides. Its product is annotated as transcription factor SOX-14-like. Gene Ontology annotation, molecular function: DNA-binding transcription factor activity, RNA polymerase II-specific; RNA polymerase II cis-regulatory region sequence-specific DNA binding. The coding region runs from base 305 to 1234 and encodes 309 amino acids. Gene Ontology annotation, biological process: cell differentiation; anatomical structure morphogenesis; regulation of DNA-templated transcription. NCBI's taxonomy places the organism in Eukaryota, Metazoa, Arthropoda, Insecta, Hymenoptera, Formicidae. The record is from RefSeq and is a predicted model, not a curated record. The transcript is spliced from 2 exons.